AUGGAUUUCCCUCCUGCUGGACGUGGUGGCUGCUUCAACUGCGGCGAGGCCUCUCACCAGGCUAAGGAUUGCCCCAAGAAGGGAAACCCUACCUGCUAUAACUGUGGUGGCCAGGGUCACUUGAGCCGCGAAUGCCAGGAGCCCGCCAAGGAGAAAUCGUGCUAUCGAUGUGGCCAGACCGGACAUCUUUCCCGCGAAUGCCCCCAAGGCGGCGACAGCAACUACAGCGGUGGUUCCCAAGAGUGCUACAAGUGCGGACAAGUUGGCCACAUCGCGCGCAACUGCUCCCAGGGUGGUAACUACGGUGGUGGCUACGGUGGUGGCUACGGCGGUGGCUUUGGUGGUCCCGGUGGUGCCGGCGGUCGUCAACAGACCUGCUACUCCUGCGGUGGCUUCGGCCACAUGGCCCGUGAUUGUACCCAGGGCCAGAAGUGCUACAACUGCGGCGAGGUCGGCCAUGUCUCUCGCGACUGCCCUACUGAGGCCAAGGGUGAGCGCAUGUGCUACAAGUGCAAGCAGCCUGGCCACGUUCAGUCUGCCUGCCCCAACUAA
This is a messenger RNA of Penicillium paradoxum, 552 nucleotides long. RefSeq lists its product as uncharacterized. Bases 1 to 552 code for a protein of 183 amino acids. NCBI's taxonomy places the organism in Eukaryota, Fungi, Ascomycota, Eurotiomycetes, Eurotiales, Aspergillaceae. Gene Ontology annotation, biological process: positive regulation of cytoplasmic translation. Gene Ontology annotation, molecular function: single-stranded RNA binding; zinc ion binding; mRNA binding. The transcript has 7 exons. Gene Ontology annotation, cellular component: cytoplasm. The record is from RefSeq and is a predicted model, not a curated record.